AUGAAUGAAAUGUCUUCUCGUGUUUUUAAUUUGAUUUAUUUUUUGGGUCGUGAUUAUUCUUUGAAAGCGUGUGAGAUAAACAAAAAUUCUUUUGAACCACUGCGUUGGGCUGCAAUAAUGACGGGGCUUUCAACUGAUUUUGUCGGAAUGAAAGAAAAAAUAAAACUUGGGAAAAAAUUCAAAGAGUACUUGGAUAAAGCAAUUUCAAUGGAGCCGUAUGAAUAUAGUCUCCUUCAUAUGCGAGGCCGAUACUCCUACACGAUCGCAACUUUAUCUUGGUUGGAAAAGAAAGCAGCAUCUGCGCUUUUUGGUGCUGUUCCACAGAGUACUGUGGAGGAGGCCAUUGGUGAUUUGCUUGCGGUUGAACGUUUAAAGCCUGGAAUGUGGAUAGAUAACCUUCUUUUCCUUGCUAAAUGCUAUGCAGCAAAAAAGGAAGAUAACACCGCUUUGAAGUACCUGCAAAUGGCAAAAGACCUUCGACCGGAAAAUGAUGCAGAGGUAGAAUCGCUACGGGAAGUUCAUUCCUUGUUAGAAAGGUAUCAGAAAGUGUAA
This is a messenger RNA of Enterobius vermicularis (human pinworm), 552 nucleotides long. NCBI's taxonomy places the organism in Eukaryota, Metazoa, Nematoda, Chromadorea, Rhabditida, Oxyuridae. The record is from the annotation of a GenBank genome assembly.